AUGGCCCGGGAGCUGAGCCAGGAGGAGCUGCUGGACUUCCUGUGCCAGGCCGGGGGCCGGGUCACCAACGCCGCCCUACUGGGCCACUUCAAGCACUUCCUUCGAGACCCCAGUGCGGCUCCCGGCCAGCUGCAGCAGCGCCGCGAGCUCUUCAAGAGCUUCGUCAACUCCGUGGCCGCCGUGCGCCAGGACCCCGACGGCACCAAGUGCGUGGUCCUCAAGAAGAGGUACCGGGACCUCGUGGGGGAGGAAGGGCUGCGCGGCCACCGCGGCUCCCUGCCGGCCACAGAACCGCCUCAGCAGCAAACGCCGCGGUCCCCGCGAGCCCCAGCUGCCUCCCCAGGCAGUGUGCGGCCGGCGCCGCGUCUGCGGCAGCAGCCCCAGUCCCAGCAGCAACCCCCGUCCCAGCAGCAACAGUCCCAAACCCAGACUGAACCCCAGCCUCGUCUCCAACCGCAACCUCAGCCUCACCUGUAUCAGCCCCGGCCCCGGCCCCAGCAGUAUCAGCAACAGUCCCAGCCCCAAGAGCAGCAGCCCCAGCGGGCCAGGAGGCAGCCGAGGGAGAAAGAAUCAGAGACUGAGCCUGCAGGUGCCAGAACUCCAGCCUCAGAAACAGAAUGCAAUGGACUCUGGCCCAGGACCGCGGAUGCUCCAGAGUCCACCGAAACUGGGAGAAGGAGAGGGGGAGGCCGCAGCUGCAGUCCGAAGAGGCUGGGAGAGGAAGCCGCUCCCGCCUGCCUUGUACCCCAGGCUAGGGUGCGCUGCACAGCGGAAGGGGCUCUAGGUGGCAGCUGCUGGGAAUGUGCCCAGGAUAGCCCAUUGGGUCGUUGGACGGAGCCACUCCUCCUCUCACAUGGCAGCCCUCCUUUGGAAGAACAGCAGGCCCUGGAGCCUAGCUCUGGGCGACCACUUGAAGGCAUUCUGAAUUCUAGCUCCAGAUUGUCCCCCCAGCCCUCUCAGGUGGCUACUGCCCUGCUUCCCCCUCAGGAAACCUGCAGGGCAUCAGUAACUAGCCCUUCCUUGGCAUCCCCACUUGUUUUCCCUGGGGAUGGGUCAGGACUAUUGACCCGAAGUGGACCACAUUCCUAUUCAGUCCAGCAGCAGCAACGCACUAGAGAGUGGGUGGCCAACCACUCCCAGCCCUCCCUAGGCAGUGUUGCCGAAAGGACACACCAAGGUCCCAGCCGGUCUUGGUGUGUGCUACCAGAGAACUUCCCCCAGCUGCCCAACAACUGGAGCCUCCUUGCCUCAGAGAAGUUGCCACCUCCUCUCUCUGCUUCCUCUCUUCAGUUAUCUGCUGGGUCUUCCAUAUUUCGGAGCAUCCGUUGUCAACUGGACCUCCAGGAUCUGGAGAACUUUGUGGAAGAGGAUAGCCAUGACAGUGAGGAAAGUACCAGUGGCCCAAGGGAAUCUCCAGGGGAGCUAGAGGAUACUCCAAAGGUUUCCUUAGAAAAUGGAGGACAGGAAGAUCCCAGCACUCAACCUGGGCAUUUUAUCAAAUCUCAACAGGAAAAUAUUUUUCUCAAUAAAUCCCAGGGACUCAUAUUUCGAAAUGGUCACUCCCUUCAACAUAUCCCAGGAAGAGCAAAUGGUCCUGUUGUUAUUUCAACCAAAACAUCCAGAGACUCCUUUAUCCAGCCUCAAGACUCCAUGCCCUGGCCAAUUCCCAGGCUAAAGAGAUCUCUGAGGAGAAGUUCCAGGGCAGGGAGGGACAAAAUCUCCUCUUCUGAUGAGGAGUUGCUAGAUGAGGACUUGGUAAAGAGGAACCGUCGACCACCCAGAUCGAGAAAGCUGUCUAGGGUGGGAGCAGUGCCCUGUCCAAAGGUGGAUGCCCCUUUGGCCCUGAUGCAAACAGACCCCAAGGCUUUAUCAGAGCAAAGACUGGUAGAUAAUGCGCCUUCUGUCUUAGUUUCACUCAGACCUUCUGUGCAUAAAUCCUCCUUAGUGCCCCUUGACUCAAGAGAACAUGAAUGGAUUGUGAGACUAGCCAGUGGCUCCUGGGUACAGGUGCUGACUCUAUUUUGGGAGGAUCCCCAGCUAGCUCUUCGAAAAGACUUUUUGACUGGGUAUACUGCAUUGCACUGGAUUGCCAAACAUGGAGAUCUCCAGGCCCUUCAGGAUUUGGUCAAAGGAGCCCAAAAGGCAGGGAUCAUCCUUGACAUGAAUGUGAGGUCCAGCUGUGGGUAUACCCCACUGCACCUUGCUGCCAUCCAUGGGCACCAGAGUAUCAUCAAACUUCUGGUGCAGAGACUGGAGUCUUCGGUGAAUGUUCGGGAUAGCAGUGGGAAAAAGCCUUGGCAGUAUUUGACUAGCAAUACCACUGGGGAGAUAUGGCAGCUUCUUGGAGCCCCUAAGGGGAAGCCCAUUUUCCCAGUUUAUUCCUUGGUUAGAAGUUCUUCCCCAACCAGGAGGGCCAAGAACCACGAUAUAUCAAGGAACAUAAGCAGAAAGACUUCCUUUGCUGCGUUACUCAAAAGCCAUCACAGCAGAUGGAAAAUGGCCCACCAAUAUGACAAAUUCCGCUCAUCUGGGGAGAGAGAAGAUUAUAGUGACUGA
Gracilinanus agilis (Agile Gracile Mouse Opossum) is the source of this 2556-nucleotide messenger RNA. RefSeq names its product sosondowah ankyrin repeat domain family member B (gene SOWAHB). The record is from RefSeq and is a predicted model, not a curated record. Gene Ontology annotation, molecular function: protein binding. Lineage: Eukaryota; Metazoa; Chordata; Mammalia; Didelphimorphia; Didelphidae. The transcript has a single exon. The coding region runs from base 1 to 2556 and encodes 851 amino acids.